Tribolium castaneum (red flour beetle) is the source of this 4601-nucleotide messenger RNA. RefSeq lists its product as uncharacterized. Bases 96 to 1493 code for a protein of 465 amino acids. Lineage: Eukaryota; Metazoa; Arthropoda; Insecta; Coleoptera; Tenebrionidae. The transcript is spliced from 6 exons. The record is from RefSeq and is a predicted model, not a curated record. Gene Ontology annotation, cellular component: membrane.
GAGCUGUGGCAGUUCGCUUCAGUCAAUGAAAAUAUCCAGUUCACUAGCUGGGAAUUUUAACACCUCCUGUGACGUCGGCAGCGUCGCCCAAUGGCAUGUUGGGUAUCUUAUUGAUUACUUGGAAAAAUGGCAGGACUGUGAAAACAUAUGGACUGAACCGCCUGGAAAACUACAAUAUGAAAUUCACCUUCAUAUGUAUUGUCAUCGUUUUAUCAUGUAGUGUUUGUGCUUCCGGCGAUCUGGAAAUUUAUCCGGGUUUCAAAUAUGACUUGUCUUCUGAAGAACAACGACCGCGCUUGGAACCGGACGAUGAAGGUGUGUUUUACGGCGAAAACUACCGCCGAUGGCCUUGGCAAGAGGCCGACGAUUGGAGCAGAAAGAAACAAGAGUUUGAUUUAGCGCUUCCAGAACUUCGAAACUUAGAAAAAAUGCUAGAUAGGAACCAAAACGACGAACUCCCGGCGUAUUACAACCCACGGCAGAGUUUUGACAACGCCUACGACGACUACAAACCCAUAGAAAAGGCGCACAAGUUCGAUCGAUUCAACUUUAGAUAUCCAAACAGUCAGAUUUUGGACGAUGUUAGGCCCUACCCUCAUGAAGACGACUUUACUUUUGGAGAUGAGGAGGUCAAGGAGGAGAGGGAUUUAAGGCCCAGGGAGCCUCAGGAGAGGCACCAGCAGGAGGUUAAGCCCAUGGGUGGGAACCAUCACCAUCACAUGGUGGUGAGCGCUGGUGAGAGGAAUAAUGAAGAGGCGUCAGGAGAGAGGGCGUUGGAGGAGGCCCCCAUGGUGGAAGACCCAAGUCAAUUUGCAUAUCUUCCUACUGAUUCCAGAUUUUUUCUGAACACUGAAAGUGAUAACGGUGAUCAAAACGUCAAAUCGAAACUAGAGAAAAUCAAAGACAAUAAAAUACGUUUGAAUCACAGAAGUGAUGAAGCAUUUGUGGAUGAAAUGGAUCCGUUCGGAAAUGUAGAAAAUCGUGAGAAAAACGAUCAAGUGAAAGUUGUCGCUGUUAAGCCUCAAGUAACUACCAGAGAAGCUACAGGAGUUUACAUUAUUGGUGUUGUUGCUGGGAUUAGUGCUGCAGCGACAGUUGGACUCAUUGCUGUUGGUCUUGGAUGGUACAAUUUACAGAAACAUGUGAAGAACGCGUCAGAUGUGGAAUACCCAGCUUACGGAGUCACAGGACCUAAUAAGGAUGCAUCACCAUCAGGCGACAGACGACUGGCUCAGUCUGCACAAAUGUAUCACUACCAACAUCAGAAGCAGCAAAUAAUCGCAAUGGAGAGCAGAGCCGCUGCAGGUGAAAGACACGGUUCAGUUUCGGAGGCAGACAGCGACGAAGAAAAUGAAGAAGGAGAUUACACCGUAUACGAAUGUCCUGGCUUAGCUCCCACCGGGGAAAUGGAAGUGAAAAACCCGCUUUUCCAAGACGACCCAACACCGGCGCAAACACCACCCGUUAAGCCAACCGAAGAGGAAAAGAAAUAAAUCGACCACAAACACUAUUCAAUAGUUUUUAAGUCAUCCAACUUCCUCCAAUGGAUCGGUGUUUACGUCUCUAGACACUAAACAGCAAUUCAUUGCAAAAGUUAGCAACUGGAACUUGGGACGAGUUUCCCAAUUUUCUCUAGUCACUCGUGUGAGGACUUAAAAUUAUUGAAUAAGACCAGUUGUUCUUUCAGUUUUUUUUCCGAUUGAUUUGCUUACUUUUCUCUUAUGUACACAUGUAAUCAAAAUAAAUUAUUUUCUAGCAACCACAAAGGCGUUUUCUUUACUCGUUCGUUGAAUAAUUAUUUUGAUAACACGUGUACGUUUCGAUUGAGUUUGCUGUUCCUUCAAGACUGAGGCGAAACACCUAAAAUAGGACAUAGGCUAAAUGACAUAUAUUUUUGCAAAGAUUUGUUCAUCGAUUUUUGAUGAUGCUUCGUCAGCCACGUUCACUAUCCCAGCCACUUUUCUAAUGAAUGGAUGUAAAGAGAGUGAAGAGGACUGUACGUUUUGUAUCAUUCAUUCUGUCUCAGUUUUUUUUUAUACAGGCUGUUUCGUCUAAACCCCACAUUAGAAGUAUUGGGAGUUGUAAUAAUGGGCUAAAAAUUUGUAAAAAAACAUAAUCCGUGAGGUCCUGAUCAAUGAAAACAUUUUCAACAUGGCGGCACUUUCUGUUAUACCAACUUUGUUAUUUAAAAAAAAAAUUUUUUUACUGCAUUUUUGAAUUACACGAGUUAUUUUAAGGGAGUUUUUAUCAGAUUUCCCUAUAUCUGAAUUUAGUUAUUUUUAAAAUACAUAUUUUGGGAUUUUCGAAAAUUUUUAGAUUUGCAUCUUUUGACUUCAAAGAUCGAUAACCCUGCCGUUUUUAAUGAUUUUGAAAAUUUCUUUGAAUCACGUGAAAGAGAAGGUUUAGAUAGUUUUUUUUGUUUUAUUUUUUCAAAGUUCUAAAGAAAAUUAGCAAAUCCCAAAUUUUUAGAAUUAAAGGCCGAUUUAUGGAAAGCUUUGUUGGAAUUUAAUUCGUUGCUAAAGGGUAGCAACGCGGUUGGACCAACUAAAUUUGUUCAGUUUGGUCACGUAAUCCGUCAAUCACAUACAGGGUGACCCAUUAGGGGUAUGUAAUCGGUCUAUAACUUUUUUGGUAAUUAAAAUACUGCUAUGUUGUUUUUAUUUUCCGAUAGAUGUACUUAAAUUCUACAAACUAAAAAUUUGUUUAUUUUACACAGGGUGUAUACAGAGUGGUGAACCAAAGUUAUAAGUUUUUAAAUGGAACAUCCUAUAUAUUUUUGCAUAAUUGAGUUCUACGCAAAAAAAUUAUGUAACUUUCUAUAAACUAUUAUGGUUCUCUCUUUUUUUUCGUUUUGGAAUUAUUCAACUUUUUGUUAUAAAAAAGGCCAAUUUUUGAAAAUCCCUGCGAAGUCGCCUAUGAACAUUUUCCGGCAAAUUUGCAACAGAAAAAUUCAGAAUACUUUGUAGUUUAAGCAAAUAGACGACUUUUAGUUAAAGCACGCAGACACUAUACAGAGUGUGCCAAAACCCAAAAAGUUGAAUAAUUAAUUUUUUUCAAAUAGAACACUCUGUAUUUUUUUCAUCUAUCGAUAGCGGCUUUGAUAAGCUUUCUAACGGUAUAGGGUUUGAAUAGCAAAUUUAAAACUUUUAAAAUUUUUCGAGAUUUUUUAAAAAUGUAUUUUAUUACAAGAAAAACUGUCGUCUUAGAAUCUGAUAAGUCAAAUGGUAAUUUAUUUUUCGAUAUGUACUAAUGUGACUAAUUACAUUAGUAAUCUAAUUAUUUCUUGAUACAUAAAUGAAUUUUUCUUAUUAAGAACUAAUAAUAAAAUAAAUAAAAAAAGAAAACAAUUUUUUUAACAUUUUAAGAAACAUUUCAAAUUUGCUAUACAAACCGUAUAUCAUUAGAAAGCUUAUGAAAAAUAUUAUCGAUACGUGUAAAAAAAUACAUAGUGUUCCAUUUGGAAAAAAUGAGUUAUUCAACUUUUUGUUUUGGCACACCUGUACAUCAUCUGCGUGUUGGAAGUAAAAGUCGACUACUGCUAAAAUUGCAGAGUAUUCAAGUUGUUUUGUUGCAAAUUUUUCGGAAAAUAUUAAUAGGCGACUACGCAGUGAUUUUUCAAAAAUUAGUCUUUUUUAUAACGAAAAGUUGAAUAAUUUCGAAACGAAAAGAGAUAGACCCGUAAUAGUUUCUAUAAAGUUUCAUUAUUUUUUGCGUAAAAUCCAAUUAUGCAAAAAUUUAAUUAGUGAAAUUAAAACUAGGGCAUUCCAUUUGAAAAAAUUGACUUAUAGCUUCUAGAAGUUGUCCAAAAAUUUUGGAGUUUGUAAUCAUUUUCCCAAUUUUUAACACGGUGAAGGAAAGAUUUAGGCUUUUUUUUGUAAAACUCUAAAAAGGACAGAGAUAUUGAUUUUAGAAGUGAAAGAUACAAAACAAAAAAUUUUCAAAUUAAAUUUUUGUCCAAAAAUUUUGGAGUUUGUAAUCAUUUUCCCAAUUUUUAACACAGUGAAGGAAAGAUUUAGGCUUUUUUUUGUAAAACUCUAAAAAAGACAGAGAUAUUGAUUUUAGAAGUGAAAGAUACAAGACAAAAAAUUUUCAAAAAAACAAAAUAUUUCAAAAAUGGCUUAUGAAAACUACCUUAAAAUAACUUGAGUAAUCCAAAAAUGCAGCAAAAACUUAACUUUUCGUUUAAAACAACAAACUUGAUAGCUGUACACCAAUAUUCAGGUCAACAUCAUCAGAACUUUCAAUACUUCUAAUGUGGGUUCAGACGGAACAUCCUGUAUACCUACCUUCUAGCAGUAUUUAACAAACAAGUCCAUAAUUUAACUAGAGAGAAAUAUAAAUAAUAUUAGCGCAUUAUUGUAUAAAUGUUAGAGUUUAUUUUUCAAUGUAUAGUACUAUACCUAACGUUGAAUUGUUUUAACUUGUAAAUUAUUUACGAUAAAUAUCAACAAAUAUCAAAACUAGUUAGACGAUAGCUUAGACGUGUAGAUAAAGCACCAACGUUUGAACAAUCUACAACUGUAGUUAAUUUGAAUCCGUUUACAAAGUUCCACCUUGUAAACUGCACACUAUUUAUUUAUUACAAUAAAGUUUUAUUUUAA